CUACCAACACCAAUCCCAGCUCUCUUCAAAACACAAAUACAGAUUACACAGACACCAGUACAAGUAGUAAUACUACAAACUCUGUACUAACUACAAAUAAGCCUCCUGACACUAAUACAGUACCCAGGCCCAAUACACCUACCAAUCAAAUUACCCAGCCUAUACUCUUAGCACCAAGCUCUAGUUAUACCCCAGCAGCUUCAAAUUUUAAAGUUAAUUGCAAAAGACCUAGAGUUCUUUAUAACAUAUCUCCACUUGCA
Molecule: messenger RNA, 260 nt
Organism: Dentiscutata erythropus
Lineage: Eukaryota; Fungi; Glomeromycota; Glomeromycetes; Diversisporales; Gigasporaceae
Source: the annotation of a GenBank genome assembly